Messenger RNA from Ectocarpus sp. CCAP 1310/34, 1320 nucleotides. The record is from the annotation of a GenBank genome assembly. Lineage: Eukaryota; Phaeophyceae; Ectocarpales; Ectocarpaceae.
AUGCUCGAUAUUCGCCUGAUCCGUGACAACCCCGCCGCUUUGGACGAUGCGCUGAAAAAGCGUGGCGCUGAGCCAGCUUCUUCCGAUAUCUUGAAGCUGGACGAUGCGCGCCGCGAGCAUCUGACAAAACUUCAGGACGCGCAAAGCGCACGCAACACGGCCUCCAAAGCCAUCGGCAAGGCAAAGGCGAGCGGCGACGAGGCUGAAGCGGCGCGCCUGAUUGAGGAAGUCGCCAAGCACAAAGCCUUCAUUCAGGACGGCGAAGAGGAAGAGCGCCGUCUGACGGAUGCUCUGGAAACCGCACUGGCCAGUCUGCCUAACAUUCCACUGGAUGACGUCCCGGUUGGGUCUGACGAAGAUGCCAAUGUUGAGCUGCGCAAGGCUGGCACCAAAACGAUCCCCGAUUUUGAGGCCAAAGAGCAUUUCGAACUUGGUGAGGCGAUGGGCCUUAUGGAUUUCGAAACGGCUGCCAAGCUUUCCGGCUCGCGCUUUUGCGUGAUGAAAGGCGCAUUGGCCAAGCUGGAACGCGCACUUGGCCAGUUCAUGCUGAACACGCAGACCGGCAAGAACGGAUAUCUGGAAAUCGCGCCGCCCUUGCUGGUGCGCGAUGAAGCGAUGUUUGGCACCGGGCAAUUACCAAAGUUUGCCGAUGAUCUUUUCCGCACUGCCAAAGACGAAGACGACGGCGAAAACAGCUCCACGCUGUGGAUGGUGCCGACAGCCGAGGUGCCGCUCACCAAUCUUGUCCGCGAGAGCAUCGUCGAUGCCGAAACACUGCCACAUCGGCUAACGGCGUUAACCCCCUGCUUCCGAGCAGAGGCAGGGUCUGCAGGUCGCGAUACCAAAGGCUAUCUGCGCCAGCAUCAGUUCAAUAAGGUUGAGAUGGUGUCGAUCACCCAUCCUGAUGAAAGCGAUGCUGAGCUGGAGCGCAUGACCGCCUGUGCCGAAGGCGUGCUGACCGAUCUGGGCCUACACAUCCGCACCAUGGUGCUUUGCAGUGGCGACAUGGGCUUUGGCGCACGCAAGACCUACGACAUUGAGGUGUGGUUGCCCGGGCAGGGCAAAUACCGUGAGAUUUCCAGCUGUUCCACCUGUGGCGAUUUCCAAGCCCGGCGCAUGAAUGCGCGUUAUCGCGAUGACAAUGGCAAACCGCAGUUCGUCCACACGCUCAACGGCUCAGGCGUUGCGCUCGGUCGCGCACUGAUCGCGGUAAUGGAAACCUAUCAAACGGAAGAUGGUGGCGUUGGCAUCCCUGAGGUGCUGCUGCCCUAUAUGGGCGGCACGACGUUUAUCACCGCCGAUGGGCAAGAGGUUACCUGA